Bipolaris sorokiniana ND90Pr is the source of this 1288-nucleotide messenger RNA. RefSeq lists its product as uncharacterized. Gene Ontology annotation, biological process: epoxide metabolic process. The transcript has 2 exons. Bases 40 to 1263 code for a protein of 407 amino acids. NCBI's taxonomy places the organism in Eukaryota, Fungi, Ascomycota, Dothideomycetes, Pleosporales, Pleosporaceae. Gene Ontology annotation, molecular function: epoxide hydrolase activity. The record is from RefSeq and is a predicted model, not a curated record.
CCCACAGAAACAGCUUCAAUAGUGUAAAAUUCGUCUACAAUGGGGCCAGGUCCUGAACCAUACACUAUAUCCGUCCCCGAUGAGGCCAUUGAGAAACUAAAAAGAAAACUAUCAGACGCCGACUUUCCAGAUGAACUUGAUACGCCGGACCAAUGGCCAUACGGGUCACCACUAUCCGACAUAAAACGUCUAGCAAAGCACUGGGAAACAAAAUUUGACUGGCGCAAAGCAGAAGCCCAAAUGAACCAACUCCCCAACUACCGAAAGAAAAUCAAAGUCAAAGGCUUCGGGGAUAUCGACAUCCACUUUGUGCACAAGAAAAGUAACAAUCCAAACGCCAUACCCCUCCUCUUCUGCCACGGCUGGCCGGGAUCCUUCCUCGAAGUUACAAAACUCCUCCCGUUACUCGAAUCCGGCUCCGACUCGCCCGCCUUCACCAUCGUCGCCCCCUCCCUCCCCAACUUCGGCUUUAGCCAAAGAAUCACCAAACCAGGCUUCUCCCUGACGCAAUAUGCAGAAACCUGCAAUACGCUAAUGCAGGACCUGGGCUAUACUUGCUACGUCACGCAAGGAGGCGACUGGGGCUUCUACGUAACCCGGAUCAUGGGAUUGCUGUAUCCCGACAACGUGCUUGCGAGCCACAUCAACAUGGUGCGCGCGCACGCCCCAAGUUGGACUUCGCAACCGCUACUGGCGCUGCAGCACGCACUAACACCCUAUACCGCCUCCGAAACCGCGGGCUUGCAACGCUCAGCUUGGUUUACGGGCGAAGGCCAGGCGUACCGCCAGCUGCAAGCUACGAAGCCGCAAACGCUUUCUUACGCUUUUGCAGAUAGCCCUGUUGCGUUGCUCGGGUGGAUAUACGAGAAGCUAGUCGAGUGGACGGAUGGGUAUGAGUGGAGUGAUGACGAGGUGCUGACGUGGGUUAGUGUUUAUUGGUUUAGUAGCGCGGGACCGAAUGCCCAUGUGCGGAUUUAUUAUGAGGCGGGGCAUAAUCCGACGCCUGAGGUGCCAGAUAGAGAGAGAGCGAGUGGGUGGGUGGGUAAAGUGAAGUUGGGGGUUGCGCAUUUUCCGAGGGAGAUUACGGUUGUGCCUAGGGUGUGGGCGAGGACUCUUGGUCCCCUAGUGUACGAGAGCAUUCAUGACAAAGGUGGUCAUUUUGCGGCGCAUGAGAGACCAGAUGCGAUUGCUGAAGAUUUGCAGAAGAUGUUUGGAAAGGGUGGGCCGUGUUUUGGGAUUGUACCUGGUAAGCCUGGAUACUAGUACGAUUUUGUAGGAGCAUCAGGGA